UUAAGCGGUUCCCUUGCUGCUUUCUGGCCCUCCGUGGAUGCAUCGGGUUACCCUUUACCGGAAAUCUGCCCCGAUGAGAGACCCUGGACGCGCUGCACCUGCGCAGCCCGGUGCCGCCAACGUGGGGUGAAUCCUUCGAAUUUGAAGUUGCUGUGCCGGGUUUCCCGGUGUGUUGCGACGCCGGCCUCAUCUCCUGCCAGAAUUGGUCUGGUAAACGCCAGAUCAGUGGCGAACAAAACAUUUCCACUCAGGGAUUUCUUCGAGUCACGCUGUCUGGACUUCCUGUGCUUAACUGAGACGUGGCUCGGUGCCGCUUGUGAGCGUGAGCAGUGCAACAAUGCCUUUGGGCGCCUGCCCUGCAGGAUGCCCGGCCAUAGAACCGACAAGGCUCCAUCCACGUGGACAGGUCGGUGCUCCUGGACCUUUGUCGCCCCAGCAGCUCAGCAGGGUACCUGACAGGUCAUUGUCCUUGCUGUCCCUUUUUAUAUGUCUCUGUCAGGAGGGACAGAAAAAAAUAAAGUCAGUACGAUAUCUUCACGUCUGAACCCUUGGAUGGGGUCACUUGACAGAGGAUUUUUUUUCCCCCCCUGUUCUUUUUUUUUUUUUUUUUGAAUAAGACUUGCUUCUUGGUCAGAUGGCUGCUGUAAUACAAUCCAGACGCAAGCCACAAUGACGGAGGAGGAUGGAGGUGGUGUUGUGUGCCAUAGUCUUGGCAGGGGAUCUAGAAGGGGACCUUCAGGACGGGAAAUGCAUGUGGAACUUCUUCAGAUUUUAGUUAAAAAGCUUCCAAGAGCAACAUGAGCUGGAGCUUCCUCACUCGUCUGCUGGAAGAGAUCCACAACCACUCCACCUUUGUGGGCAAAGUGUGGCUGACCGUGCUCAUCAUCUUCCGCAUCGUCCUCACGGCGGUCGGAGGCGAGUCCAUCUACUCGGAUGAGCAGACCAAGUUCACCUGCAACACUAAGCAGCCCGGCUGCGACAACGUGUGCUACGAUGCCUUCGCGCCCCUCUCGCAUGUACGCUUCUGGGUUUUCCAGAUCAUCAUGAUCUCCACGCCGUCCAUCAUGUACAUGGGCUACGCCAUACACAAGAUAGCCCGCACUUCGGAGGAGGAGCGGCGCAGGAACCACAGGAUCCGCAAAAAGCCUGCUCCUCACUCUAGGUGGAGGGAAAGCCACCAUCUGGAGGACAUCUUGGAAGGAGAUGACGAUGCAGAGCCUAUGAUCUAUGAAGACACACUGGAGGGUCAGGAGGUCAAGGCAGAGUUGGGAAACAGCAAUUGCAAUGAGGCGCCAAAGCACGAUGGUCGGCGUAGAAUUAUGCAAGAGGGGCUGAUGCGGAUCUACGUUCUUCAACUCAUGUCACGAGCGAUCUUUGAAAUCGCUUUCCUUGCAGGACAGUACCUCCUGUAUGGAUUCCGAGUUAGUCCUUCAUUUGUGUGCAACAGGAUCCCCUGUCCACACCGAGUGGACUGUUUCAUUUCCAGGCCCACCGAAAAAACAAUCUUCUUGAUCAUCAUGUACGUGGUAAGCUGCCUCUGCCUUAUGCUUAACGUGUGCGAGAUGCUCCACUUGGGAAUCGGCACUUUCCGAGACAUCCUGCGCCUGAAGAGGAGGCAUGGUCGGCGGACCUGCGGCUACCCGUUCUCCCGCAACAUUCCCGCCUCCCCUCCCGGGUACAACUUGGUCAUUAAGACGGACAAACCCAGCAGGAUGCCCAACAGCCUCAUCACUCAUGAGCAGAACAUGGGCAACGUGUCCCAGGAGCAGCAGUGCACCAGCCCGGAUGAGAAUAUCCCAUCAGAUCUGGCGAGCCUUCACCGCCACCUGAGGGUUGCCCAGGAGCAGCUGGAUAUGGCCUUUCAGACGUACCAAACUAAGAACCCUCAGCAGACCUCCAGAACCAGCAGUCCUGUGUCUGGGGGGACUAUGAUGGAGCAAAACCGAGUCAACACUGUCCAGGAGAAGCAGGGAGCUAGGCCCAAGUCAGCCACAGAGAAGGCUGCUACAAUUGUUAAAAACGGAAAAACCUCAGUCUGGAUUUAGAAAUAAAAGUGUAAUUUAUUAGCAAAGAUCUAAGACUAAGUGACUACACAGUGACACAGCUGGAAGAUCUAUGGGGUGGACUACAAUCAGACAAAUACAAAGAUUAUAGAACAUAGCGGACAAACAAAAAAUACACAAACUUUUGAGAGUCAUCUUUGUUACUGUCUAUUGUCCUUUUUGUGCUUUCCACCAUUAACGUAGUAGGCCUCACUAGUAACCAGAUCUCUAAUUGAACUAAAUCGUCAUCACAGAAACAAGAGCGUUCUGAUCUAUUUAUCUGAUCUACCCUUGAUUGCUGCUGAACUGGAUUUAUUGGCUGACUUCUCAGGAAGGAUGACUGUUGAUUGUUGUUGGGAAAAAAAUUAUAUAUUUAAUAUAAAAGGAUAGUAUAUGGAUGUAGUAUGGAAAGGUGUUGCUAGACGCAGGUUGAACUGUGAAAUAUUUUGAUAGAGCAACAAUCUGUUCCUCUAUGUGAUUUCCAGCCAUUGCAUGCUAUCCUGUUUAUUCCCCAAAAUUACUUCUUAUAAAGAAGGAAAGCUUCUUUUCUAUAAUACUGACUUUUUGUUAUCUGAAGACGAUGCAUGCGUUACAUAGGUUACAAAAGAAACCCCACCUUUACUGAUUAAACUAUGCAUUUAACUCACGUUUAGGCAUGUUACUUCUUUGAAAAUGUGUGUUUUAGUAUUUUCAAAAUAGGUUUUAAGAAUUUAAUCUUGCCUUUAUUGUUCAUGAAAGUGCCUUACACUUUAAAAGACUGUUCUUGUAUUUGAUUGAUGAGAAAAUAAAGUUAUUCUGAAGCUCUGUGAU
Messenger RNA from Nerophis lumbriciformis (worm pipefish), 2852 nucleotides. It is a transcript of the gene gjc2, whose product is annotated as gap junction protein gamma 2. Gene Ontology annotation, biological process: cell-cell signaling. Gene Ontology annotation, molecular function: gap junction channel activity. Gene Ontology annotation, cellular component: connexin complex. The record is from RefSeq and is a predicted model, not a curated record. Lineage: Eukaryota; Metazoa; Chordata; Actinopteri; Syngnathiformes; Syngnathidae.